Liolophura sinensis is the source of this 2409-nucleotide messenger RNA. Its product is annotated as tudor domain-containing protein 5-like. The transcript has 14 exons. The record is from RefSeq and is a predicted model, not a curated record. NCBI's taxonomy places the organism in Eukaryota, Metazoa, Mollusca, Polyplacophora, Chitonida, Chitonidae. Bases 139 to 2409 code for a protein of 756 amino acids.
UAUUAGUGUACGUAAAGUGCUGGAAUUUCGGGUUUGGUCGACGAGGAGUUCUUUAGGAAUUAAUGGAAAGUUCGAAACGAAGAGUGUAUAUUUUGAUGGGAAGUUCAAGAAAGUUAGUAGUGUACGUUAAGUUACAUUAUGACCAAUAUUCUAGAGCUUCGUGAAAAGGUAGCAGUAGACAUACGGUCGCUGUUACUGUCCACACCGAUUGGUUUGACAGCUAAACAACUAAGAGAUGAUUACGCUAGUUUUGUGGGCAGCACGCUACCCUAUCGGGAACUGGGUUACUAUGGAGUGGAAGACAUGGUUAAAGACAUGCCAGACGUGGUUCAUGUAUCCUGGCAAGCCGGUCAGAUGAUUUUAAAGGCCGUUGUAAAUGAGGAAACUAAAAGAAUCGCUAGUCUCGUUUCAAGGCAGAGAUUAUCCGACAAAGCUAAAAAAGAGCAAAGACGAAGACGCAUGGGAUGCUCGUCUAGUCAACGUAGUGUGGGGAGCGGACGGUACUAUCAUCGCCCUGACUCGCAGCCUUUUGUGCCAGCAUCCACCAGAAACCAGGUCCUGGAACUUUUGAAAUCUUACAGAUCAGGGUUACGUCUCACUCAGUUGGAAGGAGCUUUUUUAAAGCGGUUUGGUGUGCAGUUUGAAUGGCGUCAUUUAGGCUUUAACAGCUUGUAUAAGGUGAUAGAUUAUCUGCAUGGGCAGUCUGUUGUGGCAAUGGAGCGUUAUGGCAGUGACUACAUGGUGUACUUGGGCAGAGGGCAUGGCCAACAGCAAUCUUGGCAGGGAGCACAGAAACCAUCCCAACCAUGGAGAAGUAACAGUGUUUCGGCACGUGACAGCCAGCCCCAGAACAAACCCCAGCGUGACCUAGGCAACAUGCCUCUCACUCAUAGAUUCCGAGGUGUCAGUCCCAUCAUUAGAGCUGUUCCACAUAAUGAUAGAAGAGAGGAUGAGGCACAUUGUAUUCAGGGGGGACAGUCGCCUGUGGAGAGCAGAGUUACCUGCCCUGAUUCCAGUCUUCAUGACUUGGAGAGUGAUGGGUCCAUGGAGUCUGAUGAUGAUGAUGACACCUCCAAUAUUAGCCAAGUGAUGAAGAAGGAAAUUCAGCAGCUUCUGGCUGCUAAACCCGAGGGUAUUCUGGCAUCCAGACUCAUUCAGGAGUAUAAGGCAAAGUACAAUAAAGACCUUGGCCUCACGGAGUUAGGCUAUUACAGUGUGCUUCAGUUUGUCGGUGAAUUGCAGGAUAUUGUCCGUGUAGAACGCCCCUCGGCAUCUGAUUGGCUGCUGUUUGAUGCCCGCAUUCAACCGAAAUCUAAACCUCCAUCACCUGAAAAGCAGCAUGAGGAAGAACAGAAGGAGUUACAAGCAAAUAGUAAAUUUGAUGAUGAGUUUAAAGAGGAGCUUCGUUGGGUCCUGCUACAUCACAAAGAGGGUGUGUUUCGGUCAGAGUUGGCAGAAGUGUAUCAGCGUUUAACAGGCAAAGUGCUGGACCCAGUGGAGCUAGGGUUCAAGACAAUGGAUGGCAUGCUGUUGUCAGUCAUGGAUAAAUACCUCAACCUGAAAUAUGUUGGAAACGGUGAGAUGAUAGUUUCAGGCAUAGAGUUUCCUUCCGAUUCGCUCAUGUCGCCCCCUGAGAUCAGACCUGUUGAACACAGCCUGCUCAACCCUGCAUCAGUGUCUGUGAAUACCUCAGCAGCUACCUCUGAGCUCCCCGAUGACAUAGUGAGUUAUGGCACCUCAUACAAACCUCUACCCCUGGGGCAUCUCCACCCGGCUGUCGCUGAGAAGGAGUACAUCGAGGUCUACGUGUCCAACAUUAACAACCCUUCCAGAUUCUGGCUGCAGCUUCGUGGUCGUGAGACGUCAAUGGCUCUGGAAGAUUUGAUGGAAAGUUUAGACUUUUAUAAAACAAAGGCAGGUGAGCGGUACAAGAUGCCGGAAUCUAUGAUUGUGGUGGGACAGGUGUGUGCAGUUAUCUUUCCUGAGGAUGAAAACUGGCACAGGGGAGUUAUUGUGGGUAUCAAGGAUUUAGAUUUUGUACAGGUGUACUAUGUUGACUAUGGGAAUACCUGUACUGUGCCCAAGACAUCCCUCUGUAUGCUCAGGAGGCGGUAUUUACGCUUGCCGUGUCAAGCACUGCAAGCCAGACUGACUGAUAUGACUGCUCCAAAGACCGGCUGGACCGUGGCCACGAUGAGGAGGAUGCUGGAUUUAGUGGGGAAUAAAGCUGUUGUUGCUGAAGUCACAGAUCUAAAGGACUACGUGCUGUCUGUUUACCUGACGGAUACAAACACAGACGAGGACAUCCACGUGAACAACGUGCUGUGUGAAGAAGGGUAUGCCGUCUAUGCCCCAGACAACCCCGAGGAAGCUCAGGUGAACUGCAAAGAUCUCUGUUUUGCUCUUUAA